Messenger RNA from Hydra vulgaris (swiftwater hydra), 1234 nucleotides. Its product is annotated as golgin subfamily A member 6-like protein 22. The record is from RefSeq and is a predicted model, not a curated record. NCBI's taxonomy places the organism in Eukaryota, Metazoa, Cnidaria, Hydrozoa, Anthoathecata, Hydridae.
GGGUUGAGCACAAUUAGGAAUUGCAUACCUCGCUGCGUUCAUUUCAACCUUUGGUUUAAAACCUACAUAGUUUUAAAAGAGAUUAUCUUAUAUAAAUAAAAAAUUUUUGCACAAAGUUCAAUUUAAAAUUGAUCAUCGUUGCAUCUGCUAUAAGAAGUAAAUUCGUUACAUAAGGCAAACAACUCGUCUAAAAAAAAAACAAUUAUUAUAACAAUUAAACGUAAAAAAAUGGAUCUUAUGGACAGCACGCUGAAAAAUUUGAACGAUCGGACUAAUUCAAUUUACGAAUCAAUAGAAGCAAUUGAUAAAAAACACUGUCGGCUUGAAAAAGACUUUUUAAAAAAUAUUGAUGUUAUUAAAGAACUUAGAGAAAAGGCUCAAGAACUUUUAUCUCGUCAAAAGCAACUUGAAAAAAGUUUUAAAUUCCUUGAGAGUGAUUCAUAUCCUAACAGUUAUAUCCCCACAACCAAAAAUAACCUGGAAGCUUACAAUGAUGACUAUAGCACCAAGAAAGGUGUAUCUAAACAGACUCUUGUGAGAGAACCUGUUAAUGAUCGAAUCCAAUCUACGCAAAAAAAUCGUCAUUCUAGCGAUGACGAUAAUUCAGAAGAUGAAGGCAAAGCAAUACGUAUAUCAUCUAAAGUAACCUUCAGUGACGAUGAAGAUGAGAAAACUCAAGAAAAUAAAAACGUCGAAAAAGGAAAAGUGCGAGACCAUUCCAUAGAUGAAGACGACGAGUAUACUAUUAAGGAAGAAAAAAGAAGUUUUGAGCAAUCAGAAGAACCCAACCAAGAUGAAGAACCAGAAUUAAACGAAGAAGAAGGUUUGUCGAAACCAGAAAACUUGGACGAAAACUAUAAUUCAGAGGACGAAAGACUAAGAGAAGAAGAAGAAGAAGAACGUAUUUGGGAAGAAGAACAACGAAGAAAAGAAGAAGAACGCAGAUUGAGAAAACUUCAAGAAGAAAAUGAUUUUGAUGACGAGUAUGCUCCGAGAGAAGAAGAAUAUUUAGAUGAAGAUAGGGAUGAAGAUAUUCGUGAGAAAAUUGAGAGUUUGAAAGAUGAAGAGUAUGAUCUAAUGCAGCAGGAGGAGUAACAAAAGUUUAAAACUUUAACAAACUUUUUAAAGAAAAACUCCUAAAAAACCCAUUACUACUUAAUACGCAUUUAAAAUUUUUUAAUCGAUGUUUUUUUUAAACAAUUUUCUUGAUAACAAAAUUUUAAAACGGUUUUAA